Manihot esculenta (cassava) is the source of this 2058-nucleotide messenger RNA. Its product is annotated as 3-ketoacyl-CoA synthase 4. Gene Ontology annotation, cellular component: membrane. Bases 261 to 1769 code for a protein of 502 amino acids. The record is from RefSeq and is a predicted model, not a curated record. Gene Ontology annotation, molecular function: acyltransferase activity, transferring groups other than amino-acyl groups. Lineage: Eukaryota; Viridiplantae; Streptophyta; Magnoliopsida; Malpighiales; Euphorbiaceae. The transcript has a single exon. Gene Ontology annotation, biological process: fatty acid biosynthetic process.
CACCUCCCAAGAUACCAUCCACAUGGCCAGUUGGCUUGGCCACGUCACAGUAACAGUUAUUUAACCGUCGAAGAAGAGGAAAAAAAAAAACAACCCAAAGCCAGAAGUCAUAUCUUACACAAAUUCAACUCUCUUCUUCUUCCAUUCUCCGUUUUUUUUUUUCUUAAAAUAAAAAAAAAAAUUCACAUUAGUGUGAUACUAGUAAAACCUGCCAUUUUAACAGGUUCCGGCGAAUAGAACAAUCUCGGAGAGCUGAAGCCAUGGACUCCGGUGGCGAGAUUCGGAUCCAUCAAACCCGACGGCUUCCAGAUUUUUUGCAGAGCGUGAAUCUCAAGUAUGUCAAACUAGGCUACCACUAUCUAAUCUCUAAUUUAUUGACCUUGUGUUUCAUUCCCUUGAUUAUAGUUACCUCAAUCGAAGCCUCCCAAAUGAAUCUAGAUGAUCUCCGUCACCUCUGGCUCCAUCUUCAGUAUAAUCUCGUUAGCAUCAUUAUCUGCUCUGCUUUUCUCGUUUUCGGUUUAACCGUUUACAUUAUGACCCGACCCAGACAUGUUUAUUUGGUUGACUAUUCUUGUUUUCUUGCCCCCGAUCAUCUCAAGGCUCCAUUUGACCGCUUCAUGGAGCACUCUAGACUCACUGGAGACUUUGACGAAUCCUCGCUCGAGUUCCAGCGUAAGAUUUUGGAGCGUUCUGGGCUGGGAGAGGAAACUUAUGUUCCUGAAGCUAUGCAUUAUAUUCCUCCGAGGCCGUCCAUGGCCGCCGCCAGGGAGGAGGCUGAGCAGGUCAUGUUUGGUGCUUUGGAUAAUCUAUUUGCUAACACUAAUGUGAAUCCUAAGAAUAUUGGCAUUCUUGUUGUGAACUGUAGUUUGUUUAACCCAACACCAUCGCUUUCUGCUAUGAUUGUGAACAAGUAUAAACUUAGGGGCAAUAUUAGGAGUUUCAAUCUGGGAGGGAUGGGUUGUAGUGCUGGAGUUAUUGCGGUGGAUCUCGCUAAAGAUUUGUUGCAAGUUCAUAGGAAUACUUACGCAGUCGUCGUUAGUACUGAGAAUAUUACCCAGAAUUGGUAUUUUGGAAAUAAGAAGUCUAUGUUAAUACCCAAUUGCUUGUUUCGAGUUGGGGGUUCCGCUGUUUUGCUUUCUAAUAAAUCUGGUGAUAAAAAUCGGGCCAAGUAUAAGCUUGUUCAUGUUGUAAGGACUCAUCGUGGGGCAGAUGAUAAGGCUUUUAGGUGUGUGUAUCAAGAACAGGACGAUGCAGGGAAGACUGGUGUUUCAUUGUCAAAAGAUUUGAUGGCAAUAGCUGGUGAGGCUUUAAAAGCGAACAUUACUACGUUGGGUCCUCUGGUGCUUCCAAUUAGUGAGCAGCUUUUGUUCUUUGCAACUCUGGUAGUUAAGAAGUUGUUCAACAAGAAAGUGAAGCCUUAUAUUCCAGAUUUCAAGCUGGCAUUUGAUCAUUUUUGUAUACAUGCUGGUGGGAGGGCUGUGAUUGAUGAGCUAGAAAAGAAUUUGCAGCUCCUGCCUGUACAUGUGGAGGCAUCUAGGAUGACACUUCACCGCUUUGGGAAUACUUCGUCAAGUUCGAUUUGGUACGAGUUAGCAUAUGUUGAGGCCAAAAGAAGGAUGCGCAAAGGCAACCGUGUCUGGCAGAUUGCAUUUGGAAGUGGCUUCAAAUGUAACAGUGCAGUUUGGGAGGCACUCCGGAAUGUGAAGCCAUCUCAUAAUGGUCCUUGGGAAGACUGUAUAGAUAAGUAUCCCGUGAAACUAGUUGCUUAACACCAGAAAUUUGCACUUUAGACUUCCCUUUCGGGAAUUGUUCAUCAUGAAUUAGGAGUCAAACUGCUCUAUAUUGCCUUUAUAGUCUUUGAAUUGUCUUGUACUCUUUAGGUCUUCUUUACUUGGCUAUGGAAGUGAAGAUGUGGCUUUUCAUGUAUUUAUGUCCAGAGUACUGAGGUUAGCAAUUCUUCAUUCUGUAGCCCAAAAUUACUAAGCACUGGAUGCUUGUGUUGUAACAAUUUUGUGGAAAUUUUUCCUUGAAUGCUGUUAGAAGUGAUUUCUUUUUCUC